Messenger RNA from Leptomonas pyrrhocoris, 2914 nucleotides. RefSeq lists its product as hypothetical. Gene Ontology annotation, biological process: DNA replication initiation; DNA replication. The record is from RefSeq and is a predicted model, not a curated record. NCBI's taxonomy places the organism in Eukaryota, Euglenozoa, Kinetoplastea, Trypanosomatida, Trypanosomatidae. Gene Ontology annotation, molecular function: electron transfer activity; DNA replication origin binding; heme binding. Gene Ontology annotation, cellular component: replication fork protection complex; nucleus. The transcript has a single exon. Bases 533 to 2914 code for a protein of 793 amino acids.
GAAUCACGACGGCCAUAUCCAAACAAAGACGUUGUCCUUCACGGAUGACCCAUCCUCAUCGGUUUUGCCGGAAAAAGAAGAGAGGAACUACAGUAUCCGGUUGGGCCGCCGGAAUAGCCUUAUCUACUUUUUAGAAAUACCUACAAACAUAGAAGAGAACACCAUUCAUAGAAGCCUUGCUUUUCGUCCGCACGCACACACGGCCCAACAUCUAUUCAGCCGUUUCACGAAUGAGCGACGAUCUCUUCGACGUCUUCAACGAGCAGCCAACUCCUACAGGAGCGGCAGCGGAGCUAACGAACACGGCCGCUACCACCACCACUACUACCGGCGCGGUACCUCAAUAUGAAUCGACAGACGCAGUAGUCGUUCUCGAGGACGACACCGAUGAUACACUUCGCGUUCUGACAGUCUUAGGUGUGCAGGCGAAAGUGGCACUGCAGGAGCACCGCCGUCUACGGAUCCUCGUUUCCCCUCGCCAAGCGAUGCUCCUACACAACGACCACUGACAGGCACGGCACCCGCAGCCAGCAUGGCGCCUCCGUUGCCUUUACCCGUUUUAGCCCCUGCGAGUACCUCGUCUUCCAGCUCGAGAAACGGCGCGGUGAUGAUAAUCCGCGCGUCGCCGGCGUCGGACGUCCGCGGCGGGGACAACAACUCCGCGACUGCUCCAGCGAAGACUACGCCAUCACCGCCCGCCUCGGCUGUGUUCACGGAGCCGCACAGCCGCAUACGGGUACGCAGGGCGACGGCCGCGUUUGAGCAGCUUGCGGUUCGCCUCGCUGAAUUUCCCUACGCAUCGUUUGCGCUGUUCCGCCAGGCAGCGGUUCGCAGUGGUGCCCACGCAACUGUGCCGCGGACCUGCGUGGGCGUGGUGACGCGCAAGUCGGAUCCGAAGCAGAACACCACGCAGGCACGCUCCUCUCGCUACGCCGUCCUUUCACUGUGGAGCAUGGAGAACAUUUCGCCUACUCCUGAAACCGAAGUUAGUUUUCUGCUUUGCGGCGACGCUUUUGAUUUGUUGUACAGUCAGCUGGUGCGAGGUUCCGUGGCGGCCCUCAGCAACGUCGGAAUGUGCCCCCGCAAAGGCGGCGGCGGUGGCGGCGCUGGAAGUGAUCUCGACGUGCUUCUCCGCGUCUCCGACCACAUGUCGGUGCGCCAGCUUGGUUUUGCGGCGGACCUCGGCACGUGCACGUCGGUGUCGCACAAGUCAAAUGAGCGUUGCCACGCUGUGGUGAACACGCAGCAGUCGCAGCACUGCAGCUACCACGUGGGUGAUCUGCGCAAGGUGGCUCGUGGGGCUGAGGGCGGCACAUCAUCGAAGGGACCUUCUGCGCGCCGAUUUGUAGGCGCAUCCUCUUCCCCGUCUGCUUCUUCGUCCACCGCCCCCGUUAUGAAGGGAGGCGCACUGACGAGUCACAUGACGCUUUCGUCUUCGACAGGGGCGCGUCGUGCAGACCCGCUCGGGCCGGGUAGCGUCGCGCUCCGCAGCACGGCUGCAUCGCCGUCCUUGUCAUCGUCGCUGCUGCAGCAGCACGUGAAGGCCCGUCUCGCGGCUUCGCAUCAGUUACUGCGGCAGCCGUCGUUUUUCGCCGUGCGCGGUGCUACCGGGCUCCCCGUAGACGACGCCGAGCAGCGACGAGGGAUGACGUCCGCGGGCACCGGUGUCUACGGCGGUGUGCACAGCGGGGCUCCGCUGCCGCUGCAGCACAAAGUCGGCCUUCGACCGGCAGAGCGCUACCCCUCUGCCCAGGAGUUGGGUGUGACGUCACGCGGGCGCGACGUGCUGGAAGCUGCCCGGAUGCAAGCCGUCUUGAGUGAAGAGGAGAAGCUGCUGCGGCGCUCCCUGCGACCCACGGAGCAGAGGAAGACGCGUGACAAGCUGAAUGGGAAUGCCCCCGGUGGGCCAAGCGGUGUGGCAGGUAGCGGUAGCAGUGGGAGCACACGCAAAGCAGCAGACGCAAAUGCAGCGGCCACUCGUGUUCGUACGCGCGACUUCAACUCGGGCAAUGCGAGCACCUGCGUGGAGGACGUACGCUCCAACAAGCGUACGCGCACCGAGGCGGUGCCAACGUCGACCGCCUCCCCACGAGCACCCGCUACAUUCCCCACAGCGACGUCGGCAGCGGCAGACGCGGAGCGUGUCGCGGCCCUCCGUCUGCAGUUUCAGCCGCUCCACCACGGCACGGCCGCCACCUUUGCGCCGCUCAGCAGCCAGAGUUCUGUCCACUCCGUCAUUCCAUCUGCGACGCACAAAGACUACCGCCACGCCGUCGUGAUGGCCGUCGGAGGCGGGGCCGAGAGUGACGGGCACCAAGCAUCGACGGCGCUGCUACGUGCUGCCGCCAAGGCAGCCAAAGACUUGUCGAAGCGUGAAAAUAGGAGCAGCGAAGAAGUCAACAACGCUGCUUUUGGCGCAUCUUCUCCGUCGCCCAGAACGGCUGCAGAAGAGUUGGGCAGGCACUCCAGCGAGGAGACCCUUUCACUGACGCUGUUAGGUGCGGUGGCAAGUGGGGUGCGAAGUCAACACGAUCACCUGCGCGGUGAGGCAGACCGGCAGCGUCUCCUCUCCUUUGUGGACAAGCAAAUCACGAAAGAAAAGGCCCUGGAGGCGCUGGAAGCCGUCUCGCAGCAAGAGAUCAAGGCCUACUACUGCUACGGCUGCCGGUGCUGGUACGCGAAGCCGCCGACAACGUGCGUGGAGCAGCACCACAGAACGGAGCUGAAGCCGGCGCUGAAGAAGUACAUCAAGUGCGAGCACUGCCACUACAAGACCUUCGUGAUUGGCGGCGAUGACGCGAAGGGUUGGAAGGUCUUUCCAAGAUGUCCGCGCUGCCAUGAAGCGAGCUUCUGGGUUCGUGGUGACGCCGCGCCGCAGAUAGCUGGGCCGGUGGAGGAGCCGACUCCGCUCUAA